AAACAAACAAACAAACAAACGUACCUUUGAACUCAUUUCACAAAGUGCUACCGUAAUUCUAAUAGAAAUUUUGACCUUUGAUGUAAAGUCGAAUUCAGUAAAUUCAAUAAGGGGAUCCCUUCCGAAUUAACGGAAUUCAGCUUUACACCAAUGUCAAAAUCUCUUUUGGACCAAUGAUGGAAGAACUUUUUGACGUGAAAUCAAAGGUACGUCUUCCUGGGUGCAGUCCCAUCGACGCCGUGGUCACUUCUCACCGAAUGCUAUCCUCCCGCAGGCCUACCUGCGCGAGCUGAUGCGGGCUGUCAACGAGGACGGCGUCAACGUGCUGGGCUACAACAUGUGGUCCUUGCUGGACGACUUCGAGUGGAGCGCGGGCUACACGCGCGAGUUCGGCCUGGUGCACGUCGACUUCGAGGGUGGCACGCUGGCCCGGACCCUCAAGAGGUCGCACCACUUCUUCAAGCGCAUGAUGGCGGACCGGUCCGUGCCCCUGGUGCUCGCGUCCGCGACGCGCAGCGCCGGCGUCACCAUCGCGCCCUCCCUCUGCGUCCUCCUCUACUCUGCUGUCUCGCUGCUCCACACCCUCUCACAUUAACACAAACCGAACAACAAUCUGUGGUAUUAUGAA
This is a messenger RNA of Frankliniella occidentalis (western flower thrips), 628 nucleotides long. RefSeq names its product beta-glucosidase-like. The record is from RefSeq and is a predicted model, not a curated record. The transcript has 2 exons. The coding region runs from base 293 to 595 and encodes 100 amino acids. Gene Ontology annotation, biological process: carbohydrate metabolic process. NCBI's taxonomy places the organism in Eukaryota, Metazoa, Arthropoda, Insecta, Thysanoptera, Thripidae. Gene Ontology annotation, molecular function: beta-glucosidase activity.